Molecule: messenger RNA, 657 nt
Organism: Eimeria acervulina
Lineage: Eukaryota; Apicomplexa; Conoidasida; Eucoccidiorida; Eimeriidae
Exons: 3
Coding region: 1-657 (218 amino acids)
Molecular function (GO): RNA binding
Source: RefSeq, a predicted model, not a curated record
AUGGAGAAGUAUAGAAGAGUUCGACCGGCUAGAGAGCCUCUCGGGAGCGAUGAGAUAAGAGUAACGACGAUGGGUAGGGUAGAAGGUUAUGUUUCGUAUGCAAGUACAUUGAUAGAAGACCAAAAGAAGAGUCAAAUAACUAUCAAGGCUUCCGGUAAUGCAAUAGGUCAGGCGAUAGCUCUUGCGGAGCAGUUAAAGCGGAGGUUCAGGGGCUUGCAUCAGCUUAAUACAUGCGGCAAUACAACUGUUUCUCUGGUGUAUGAGCCGCUUGAAGAAGGCUUAGACACUCUUACACAAGAGAGGGUUGUAGCUUUCUUAGAGAUUAAACUCUCUUUCAAUCCCCUUGACUCCACGAAGCCAGGCUAUCAGCCCCCUCUUGAUGAUGAGCUCAUUGAAGAGUUCAAACAAAUUGCAGGCUCGGGAGUAUCAGGGCGUGGUAGAGGCGGCUUUAGAGGACGGAAUAGGGGGGGGCCUCCUCGGGGUUUAGGCGGUGAAGGAGGUGAAGGAGAAGAAACGUCGCAUGCUGAUUUAGAUAUGGAGGUAGAGGAGGCUUCAGAGGUGGAUACAGAGGAGGCUUCAGAGGGGCCCCAAGGGGGGCAGCUCGCGGUGGACGACAAGAGUGAGAGAUAUAAGAAGAAGACAUUAAUAAUGUUUUAG